CCUCAAGGAUUUUAGUUUUACGACGUAUUUGGAAAAUUGGAUACUAGCGGCACCCUGGAAACGUCCUAUUGAAUAUAAUAAAACGCAUUAGUUGGUUUUACAAGUCACAGUUGAACAAACAUGAAUUCUAUUGUAACGAAAUGUCCCAAAGUUUCUCUUUCCAAUGGCCUGCAAAUUCCAAUUCUUGGACUGGGAACAUCGCAUGACGGCGGGUAUUCACAUGACGCCAUGUUGUAUGCACUCCGCGAGUGUGGCGUGCGGCACAUCGACACAGCGAAGCGUUACGGCUGUGAGGAGCAGCUGAGUAUAGCCGUGCAGGAGAGCGGAGUACCGCGGCAAGACCUAUGGCUUACAACCAAACUGUGGCCCGGAGAAUACGGCUAUACCGCUGCCAAAAAGGCCUGCCGCGACUCGUGUUCCCGCCUAGGGGUGGAAUACCUUGAUUUGUACCUGAUGCACUGGCCAGAUGCCAUGGUCCCAGGAAGGUCCAAUAGGGAGGUCAGGGUGGAGACCUGGAGGGCCUUGGAGGAGCUGUAUAAUGAAGGCGUGUGUCGUGCCAUCGGCGUGAGUAACUUCCUCGUCUCCCACCUGAAGGAGCUGAAGGAGGACUGUAGUGUGGUGCCUCACGUCAACCAGGUGGAGUACCACCCGUUCCAGCAGCCAGAGGAGCUGGUGGAGUACUGUCGCCAGGAGGGUAUCGUGUUCGAGGGCUAUUGCCCCCUGGCCAAGGGUCAAGCUCUCAGCCACCCCACCAUCCUCCAGUUGGCACACAAGUACGCCCGCACGCCAUCUCAGAUCUGCAUCCGGUGGAGCGUACAGAAUGGAGUUGUCACCAUUCCCAAGUCCACCCAAAACGAGAGGAUCCUGGAAAACUGUCAAGUCUUUGGGUUCCAACUGGAGGGGAAAGACAUGGAGGCAUUGGGCAAGUUGCAUGAUGGGAGACAUGUCAGCUGGGAUCCCACAUGUGUGGAGUGACAGGUCUUUGGGUUCUCCCUCUCAGUUGAGGACGUGGAUCGUGUCAGGAGACUCCACAGUGACAUGAAGCUUAUUCAUCUCAGCUGGCCACUCUGGAAAGGAUUAUCAUCUUAAAUAAAAUACAACACUUUUAGAGAUGA
Messenger RNA from Oncorhynchus tshawytscha (Chinook salmon), 1115 nucleotides. RefSeq lists its product as uncharacterized. The record is from RefSeq and is a predicted model, not a curated record. Gene Ontology annotation, molecular function: oxidoreductase activity. The transcript is spliced from 8 exons. Lineage: Eukaryota; Metazoa; Chordata; Actinopteri; Salmoniformes; Salmonidae. The coding region runs from base 121 to 975 and encodes 284 amino acids.